AUGAAAGAUGGAAAGUUCUCUAAAAGGUUUCCUAAAAGCUUCCAAGAUCAGACCACGUUUGAUAACGACGGAUUUCCUAUUUAUAGACGCCGAGAUACCGGUGUCAAGGCCCGUAAAGGCGGUGUGGAGCUUGACAAUAGAUGGGUUGUGCCACAUAACCUUGAAGUCCUCAAGAAAUUUCAAGCCCACAUCAAUGUAGAGGCUUGCAACCAGUCUUACCUUAUAAAGUAUCUUUUCAAGUAUUGUAAUAAAGGUGCUGUUGCUGCAAGGUUGGGUGUUGCUGCGGACACUUCAGCAGCCAUAGAUAAUGACAUAAACAGCAGUGAGGGUGUGGAUGAGAUUGCUGAAUACAUUAAGUCAAGAUAUCUUUCGUGGUGUGAAGCGGUAUGGCGGUUGCUUGGUUUCGAGAUUCAUGAGAAAUUCCCAGCGGUUGAGAGGUUGCAUGUGCACCUGCCUGGUUUGAAUAUAGUUGCUGUAUCUGAAGAGGAUGACCUGGAGGAGGUUGCGAACGAUCUUGGUUCAAGCAAGAGUACAUUGUCGGAAUGGUUUGUUGCAAAUCAAAAAUUCCCAGCAGCACGCCAGUACACCUAUUAUGAGUUCCCAAAGUAUUACACUUGGAACAACAAGGAAAAGGUGUGGGAAGGUCACAGGCGAGGGAACAAAAUAGGCCGCCUGCGUUUUAUUCAUCCUGGUGUAGGUGAUGCAUUCUAUCUUAGGAUGCUGCUCAUGGUUGUUAAAGGCGCAUUUAAUUAUGCUGAUGUUAGAACCUAUGAGGGUAUUGUGUACAACACAUUUCGAGAGGCUUGCCAGGCACGUGGGCUGAUUGGCGAUGAUAGUGAGUGGGCAUCUCUAUUUGAUGAGGCUGUUCAGUGGGCAAACGCAUUCCAGCUUAGAAGCAUAUUUAUGACAGUUUUGGUAUUCUGUGAUGUGGGCAAUGUGAGAGCACUUUUUGAUGCCUAUUGGAAAUAUAUGGCUGAUGAUAUUAAGUACAGGAUGCAGAGAAAUAUUGGUAAUCCUGUGUAUGUUGUUCCAGACAACGUGCUAUUGUCAGGUCUAUUGAGAGAACUAUCUUCGAUGUUUUCGAAUAAUGGACUUUCUAUGUCUUCCUACGAUCUGCCUCCACCUUCUGACCUUACACAUGAUGAGGGUUCUAAUAGGUUAGUUCUCGAAGAAUUAUCCUAUGACAGGACAGCACUGGCUGCUGAAGCAACAGCUAUGUCUUUGGCGCUUAACAGCGAGCAGCGUGCUAUUUAUGACACUUGGGUGUUAGAUGUAGGUGAGGGGAAAGUUUCAGUACAUAGAAAGGAAGGAGAGACCGAAGAUACAUGGAUUAGCAUACCUAAUGAUAUAGUUUUGCUUCCAGAGGGUGACAAAAUUUUGGCUGUUAUUGAUGCUGUUUACAGUGAUUUUGGCAGCUCUUUUGCCUCUGUGCCCUACCUAGCACAGAGGUGCAUAGUCUGUCCUGUAAACACGGUUGUUGAUGAGGUCAAUGAAAUUAUGGUGGACAGAGUGACUGGUGAGUCCAAAGAAUAUCGGAGCUAUGAUCAAAUUGCAAACUCCAUAGAGAUGCCAUCUGACUACGAGAUGAUGGCGUGCAUUCCAUUGAAGAGGGUCUGCCCAGACCAUUCCCGCUGGAAAGUCAAUGUCAGAGCAGUUAGGUUCUAUGAAAAGUUCACAAAUGACCAGCCACCGAAGCUGUCCAGAUUUGAAUUCAUCAUGUUGGAUGAGGAGAAUGUGGCCAUGGAGGCUACCAUCCCAGCAAAAUGGAUUGAUGAGCAAAGGCCCAAGCUUAUAGAAGGCAGGUUGUACACCAUACAAUACUUUGAGAUGCUAUAG
This is a messenger RNA of Panicum virgatum (switchgrass), 1836 nucleotides long. RefSeq lists its product as uncharacterized. NCBI's taxonomy places the organism in Eukaryota, Viridiplantae, Streptophyta, Magnoliopsida, Poales, Poaceae. The record is from RefSeq and is a predicted model, not a curated record. The transcript is spliced from 5 exons. The coding region runs from base 1 to 1836 and encodes 611 amino acids.